UCCCUAUAAAGUAGAAGUAGAGGUGAGCAGUAACGUGGGGUAACAAGCUCUAACUACCUCAGGUCUAAAGAGGUGUUUCGUGCAUCAUUUAACACUUCCGUUCAGUAAAAUUUGAGUCGAACUUGUUGAAGAUUAAUUUAAGGAUAUGUUCUAAUUAUUCAUAGUGUAUAUUUCACGUUGGUAGAGGUGUUUGAAGAGUGUUCCCGCCAAGACGUCCUAUAACUGACCACAUCAAUUAUCUUUUAUACCUGACCACAUCAAUUACCUUUUAUCAACACUGAAUGGAAGAAAAUCAGCCAUGGAGAAUGCAUCCUGCUCAGGGGAUGUAGGUGUCAACCUUUAUUUUAUUCUCCCAUCUGGGUUGACUGAAGAAACAUGUUCUUCAAGUUUAAUAUGUGCUUUUCAGGAAUGCCAUGAGAAUAAUCUAAACCCUGAAUGGAUAACAACAGAUGAUUGCCUCAAAAUUACUCCUAUCAAGAAGGAUGUGUUUAUAAUUGAUCCUUUUGAAGGAGAGGCUUUCAAUUACCUUACAAGUGGCUUCAAGUGUGUCAGAGUAUUGGGACCUCGAUGUAUCCUCUCAUCUCUACACCGCAAGGAGUCUAUUCCAGAGCUCCCUUCACCCAUACACAAUACUGCCAUGAAGGAUCUUGUGAUCACUGCAACUGGUUUUGAAAAAGAAACUAAAACAGAACUCCAGAUGCUGGUGGAAAGGAUGGCAGGAAUCUACUCCAACAUUUUUCAUGAAGGUGUGACUCAUCUAGUAGCUAACGCUGUGGGAAGCAAAAAAUAUUGUGUAGCAGUACAAAAAGAAAUUCCUGUCAUGACUGGUGAAUGGGUAAAAGCAGUAUGGAAGGCUGUCCACUUGGAUUUUCAAGAAGACAUUUCAGCCACAGACCAACAGUUCUUAUCCUAUGUUUGUCCAGUAUUUAAAGGCUUGGUUAUAAGUGUCUCACAACUGCAACGCAAACAGAAGGAGGCCAUUAGAAAGAUAAUUGAAGAAAAUGGUGGCACAUACUCUCCUCUUCUGGAAAUGUCUGUUACCUCAGUACUCAUCAUACCCACACCAGAGGGAGAUAAAUACUCUCAUGCUCGUAACUGGCGUAUCCAGUGUCUUACACCUGAUUGGAUAUAUGACUCUGUGGAACAAGGCUCUGCUCUUGACAUGGUGGGUUAUACAGUUAUAAAGCGUGGAGCCUCUACUCCAACUCAUGAUGCCACCACAAGUAUGCCUCCAGAUAUCUCCAUGUGUAGUACCAUCAUGAAUGAGACCUGUCUGUCAAAAACAAUGCAGGUCAAUGAGACAGUACAGAUGAAUGAGACAUUGGUUCAGAUGAAGGCGUUCAUUCCCGAUAAUAAAGGGAGCCGUGGACUGGAGGCAGUAGAAAGUCUAGAUUUGCAACAAGCAUUGAAAGCCGGUCUCUUCUUGGAUGGAUGUAAGAUUUUCUUGUCUGGGUUUGGCACAUCACAUAUGGAAAAACUACGUCGAGUUCUCAAUACUGGAGGAGCCACUCGCUUUAAUCAUCUGACUGAGUCUGUAUCUCAUAUUGUUAUAGGGAAAACUUGUGAAGAGGUUUUGAAUAUUAUCCAGACAUGGGCAUCCAAACCACAUGUCAUUUAUGCUGAUUGGAUUAUAGAGAGUAUCAAGCUUAAGCGACCAGCUGAUGAAGCUCCAUUUGCUUACUUGGUUGAUGGUGAAAGCUGUGCUUCUCCACAUAUAGCGGUUAAGAUUACAAGACACUCCUCAGAUUCUCUGCCAAACAUUGAUAAUGAAACUUAUGUGGAUGAAGAAAUACUUCAUCAGUAUUUAAAGACGUCAAAAACUAAUGAUGCAGGAAAUGUUAGUAUGAGUGAUACAGCGAAUAUAUCGUCUGUCCAAAGUUCUCAAGCAUCUGUUCUGCCUGGCAUCUUCUCUGGAAAGGUGUUCACUGUGUCUGGUUUUGAUGAGGAAACAGCAGAGGACAUAGCCUUAACACUCCAAGAUCAUGGCGGAGUAGUUGUGUGUCUAAGUCAUCGUGGUAGAGUGCAUUACUCCCUGCUAAACAUUGAUGGAACUGGAAGUGUCCAUUAUAAAGCAAAAGAGAUAAUAUCAAUUUUUUUCAUUGAGGACUGUAUUGAACAGAAGAAAUUAAUACCGGUGGAUUAUUUUCACAUGCCAAUACAUCUUCCAGAAGAUUUGAAUAUUUUAGCAGAUUGUAAUGUUACCAUCUCUACCUACAAAGGAAAUGAGAGAUAUUUUCUUGAAAAUAUUGCAACUGCUCUGGGUGCAGGAUUUCAAGAAGUCUUUGUAAGAAGAGAUAUUGCAGCAAAAAACGCCAGAGCUGCCACGCACCUAAUAUGUCCAGUAGCUGAAGGUGACAAGUAUAAUGCUGCUGUAAGAUGGGGUGUGCCGGCUGUGACAAGUGAUUGGUUACUCCAAUGUGUCAAGAGUAAGAAAAGGGAGUCAGAAGACUUAUUUAAGGUUUCCAACAAAAAUCAACCAGAACUGGAUAAGAAAGCACUUAUUAAAGUUCUACUUGAAGUAUCAGGUGAUGGGAGUGAGAAAGUUCGCCGAACAGCCACUGAUGAGGAGAUGGAAAUUGCAGCAACGCCCAUGAAUAAAAAGGUUAGAGCUCUCCGGGAACAAUGCUCCCUGUCUCCCUCAAAAAUAAAGACUCCGGAUCCUGAAACUUUCAGAAAACUUUAUCCAACACCUGGUGUGUCCAAACCUCAUGAUAGUCUCUCUGAGAUGCCAACUCCAGACACCCCUUAUGGAAGUACAUGGUACCCUAACCCUUCGUCCCGAAUAAGAAAAGGAUUUAAGCGCCUCAUAGAGUCUAUGCCCGAUCCAGCACCAGCAAAGCGAAAAGUUCCACCAGGAACUCCUUUAGAAGUGUAUUAUAAAAGGUUCUUUAAUGAUAUAAAAGAUACUGUGCAAAAUUAUAAACCAAAAGUUCCUGUUUGGUUAAAAAAAGGUGAUGAUAACAAUAAGAGAGAUAAAGAGUUGGAAGGUGAGAGUAAGAGAGCAGAUGAUCACAGUCCCUUGGCUGGUGUGAUUGUAUGCACGGCCAGGAAGUUGCAAGAUCAACAAAGUGAUUUGUAUGAGGCUGUGGAAAAACUAGGAGGAGACUAUCGCUGGGCCUAUGACCAUACAGUCACACACUUUAUAUUUCAGGGGCGAAGCAAUGACACUAAUAAAGACUUCAGACUAGCCCGAGACCAAGAUAAGUUGAUUGUUUCUCCUGAUUGGGUGUGGAUGUGUCGUGAUGAGAAAACAAGAAUAGACGAAGUGCUGUUUCCCCACACUCAUAAUCCAAAAAUGUCCCUCUCAAUUGUUAGCUCCAAGACAACACCAACCACAAAGAGGGGCCGACCAAAAAAGAAAAAUGUAUUGGAGGCAACUCCUGAUAAAAGAGAGAGAGCACUUGAAGAAACAGAGGAACCAGGACAAAAUAAAGACAGUGGCAGUGAUUGUGAAGAAAAUAUGGAGGACGAGGAUCGGAUAAAGGCUGCACUAUCAAAACAGUUAGAAGAAAUUGAGGCCCUAGUAACUGGCACAGGAUCAGAGCGAAGGAAUUCAGGAGUAAUCAGAAAAAGAUCUUUCGGUGAGAAAUUAAAACACACACCAACCAGACCUAUGGAUGUUGAAACGCAACAUGUCACCGUGGAUGUUGUUGAAUCCCAGAGUACUGCUAUCACUUGGGAGGAUCCUCAAGAACUUGUGGCAAGAUUAAAGCUACAAAACCAACUCACAAAAGAUACACAGGAGAUCAUAAACCACAAUCGUCAGUGUCCACCGGAGGAAGAGUCUGAGAAUGACAAAGAGAAUACACCAGAGGAACAAGAUUAUUCAAUGGUAUAUGAAGAUGGUGAAUCUUCAAUGAAGACCACCGACCAGUCAAACAUGGCAACAUCUCGGUAUAUUAUCACGUUACUUGGUAUGGUAGGAGAGGAAUUCACAAAAUACCAGAAGAUUGUUGAGGAAUUAGGAGGAACAAUUAGUUUAGAACAACACUAUGAUCCUCACUGUACUCAUAUUGUCACCUGCAAACUGCAUCGUUCAGGAAGACACUUGGGAGCAAUAGCUUCUGGGAAGUGGUUGUUACAUCAAUCCUUCUUAGAAGAUUCUUUAAAAAUGGGGUACUUUGUUGAGGAAGAGCCAUACGAGUGGGGUAACCCUACGCGCUUAGCAGAAACUACACCUGAAAGUUUGGAAUCAAUACUGGCUGCUGCUGCCCGAAGGUGGCGGAUGAAAAUCCAUGAUGAAGCCAAUGAGGAGACAGUAAAGGGAGCGUUUCAAGGCAUGAGGGCUUUAAUUCACUCGAGUAAAGACCGAAUUGCAUCCUUUACUCGACUUAUUGAAGCAGGUGGUGGAAAGGUUAUCAGAGCCAGACCUCCAUACAAAGAAGUUGAAAAUGUUACUCAUUUCUUCAUUGAAAUUAACAAACUCCCAGAGAAGAUUGAUCUUGCAAGAUUUGCUUCGCUACAAAUACCUUGCCUCCCUCCAGUCUUCCUUAAUGAUUAUUUGACUAUGGAUCCAUUGCCCAAUGAAAUGAAUCAUCUCAUUCCAGAAUAUAAGACAAUUCUUGCUGAUAUGAGUAGUGUUGAUACCAGUACUCUUAAAAGAGCAAGGAAGAGGUAAAGUAGUGGUGCAGGGGUGAAAAUAGAGAAGUAAAUAAAUUUGGUUAUUCCAAACGUAUAAUUAACCCUUAGCCUGUGGCAGCAGUGACUGAAGAAGCGCCAAAUUAAAAAAUGUCAUUAUAUAGAUGCCGCCGACCACUGGAGUGGAACAUAAAUAAAGUUACACCGCAUUUUGUGAAAUUUUAACUGAAUUUUGGAUUUGGGCUUUCUCAAUGACGGCUGUAUUAGGACGAAGGUAACACUUGACUCUCCAACCCAAAUGGUGUGGGUUUCCUCCUGCGACCAAGUGUGUAUGGUGCUAUUAUGAGAUUUUAUUAUACCCCAGGAUUUUAAUUUCAUUUAAUAAAUAUGAAAGAGUAAUUGAAAAAAAGUUACACUACUUAGAAGUACUGGUAUGUGUGUGUGACAGCAUUUAUGGAGGAGUCUUAGUUUCCUCUUGUUUCCAGCCACAAUUAAUGCCAAAUGUGAUACUCUACAGAUAUUCGGUGGUUGGUAACAAGAUAAUUGAGGAGCAAGGCAAUGUUUCUGUUUCUUCGCACUGACCUUCAGGAUGUUAGUGAGUACAAAGGUCAGCACUGCACUUUAAACACUGAAAAGUAUGUAUGUGGCCUUGUGAAGUUGGGUAUACAGUACAGUAUUACCAUACCAUGUAAUUUGUUUAUAAUGCCAUUUGUUAUUUGUCACUAGAGUACUGUGUAGUGUAGGCGCCCCUCUGGUUACGGAAGGGUUAUAUUUCUGAAAAGUUGUCCAUAACUUGAAUUCUGUUUUUCCAUUUCCAUUGACCUGUUAUAUAAUUGGAGAUGCAUUCCUACUUUUAUAGUGCAUAUUUAACUGGAAAAUUAUAUAUUUUUGUAAUAGAGUACAGUAUAUACUCAAAACAAAUAACUUCAGUUUUUAAUCUAGUUAGUGAAGAGAAAUAGGCUAAUUUUAAAUUUUUACAACAAAAUUUAUUUAGUUAUAUAGGUGUAGAGAGUAGCUGAGUGAGUGGUGUCUCACUAUGGAGGUGUGCAAUGACAAUGUAGUGGCACUGUCUAUAACCACAAGCUUCAUAAUAAAACACUCAUAGUCCCCAUUUAUAUUGUGUUUAUGCCUUUAUUUGAUUUAUUGUCAUAUUUCUUACAUGCAAAUAAUGAAAUAAAAUUUAAAAACAGUCUUGUCAAUACACACUUUGCACUCAUGGUUGUAAGACAUGCUACUGGUAAAUCAGGAAAAAUAGCUAAGUUUAGUAAAUCAAUAUACUGUAAUGUGCAUGUAAGGUGAAUGACAAGGGAAGCAGAACUGAAUAGUUUGGCGGGGAUAUGAAGAUACUGGUACUUUGUCUAGGACAUGUCCAGGAUCAUUUUGUCUAUUGGAAACAAUUCAAGUUGUCAAACUUUUGACAUUUUUGUGGUCAUCAUUUAGACAUGUUUUAAGGUGUUUAAAGUGCAGUAUGUACAGUUGUCUCCCUUUAUAGUGGGUACAGUAGCUGUCAUGUUUUGUGAGAUGUGGCGCCACUGUUUGUUUAAAGUGUAGUAAAACAAGCAGAAUGGCCAGGACUACCUUCACUAUAUUAACCAGACCAAUGAUAUUAAAUAAGCAGUCCCCCUGUGCCUGUGAACAUUUCCCUCAUGUUUAUUGUACGUACUCACUUACAAUAUUGUACAUAGCAGGAUAAAGAUAGAUAGUGAUUUAGUCCUUACAGUAUUUUAAUCUCUUCUGUCUCUAUACAGUAUAUUUAUUCAUCUUAUAUCAUUUCCAAUCAAUGCUCAAAAUAUAUGGAAAAUAUUUUGGGAAAGUCUAACUCAUCCACAAAUGGAACCACUACCUUGUUCCUUUUUAUUAAAAUAUGAAUGCAAAAAAUGACAUCAUUCAAGUACAUACGAGUAUAUAACAAGAAACAAUGUGGAUCUAUCAAUGUAAAUGAGGCAUAAUGGAAAAUUAUGUUAAAAAUGAGGGUGUGGUUUAUUAUUUUCUAUGCUCUGUAAUGUAACUUACACUACUAUGUUCAAUAAUGCUACAAGGCUAUGUAUGUCUUCUUUGAAAUGAGACUAAUUUUCAUUUCAGCAGUACAGUACUGUACUGUAUUAGAGUUUUUAUGUAAAUAUGUUAUCUGUUGUAUGGUACUGCAAUAAAAAUUCAUUUGUAAUCAUAACGGUUUUGGUUCAUGUCACUAACAACACUUUAGCUUUUUAUACUUCAAUUUUAAUAUCAUAUUUCCUCUGAAAAAUCCCUUCCAUCAGUAGGGAUGUCUCAUCUAGAACCUUUUUUUUUUCUAUACCACCAAUAUUCUUGUACUGUACAGUAGAAACCAUCUAUACCUGCAUUGAGGAAAUUAAGUGAUAACAUUAGGUUGCUACUAUUAAUUGGAUGAGGCUUGGUUUUAGGAUAUAUUUGCACAUAAUCAUUUAAUUAGUCUUUAGUAUUAUUGUUUUUAGCAGAAUGUUUUUCAUCAGUGAGAACAAAGAUAUACAGUAUUAGUAUAGUUGUAUUAUUUUAUAGGUUUUGUAUUGUGCUGUAUAUAAGGUCUUGUGGAAUUCAUAUUUUUGUCUGAAUAUGUAUGAUGAUGAAAAAAAUAUAGGUACAGUAUCCUGGG
This is a messenger RNA of Homarus americanus (American lobster), 7189 nucleotides long. RefSeq names its product DNA topoisomerase 2-binding protein 1-like (gene mus101). The transcript is spliced from 19 exons. The record is from RefSeq and is a predicted model, not a curated record. Gene Ontology annotation, biological process: DNA replication initiation; mitotic DNA replication checkpoint signaling; mitotic G2 DNA damage checkpoint signaling. NCBI's taxonomy places the organism in Eukaryota, Metazoa, Arthropoda, Malacostraca, Decapoda, Nephropidae. Bases 299 to 4618 code for a protein of 1439 amino acids.